Elgaria multicarinata webbii is the source of this 975-nucleotide messenger RNA. It is a transcript of the gene PPT1, whose product is annotated as palmitoyl-protein thioesterase 1. Gene Ontology annotation, cellular component: lysosome. NCBI's taxonomy places the organism in Eukaryota, Metazoa, Chordata, Lepidosauria, Squamata, Anguidae. Bases 19 to 933 code for a protein of 304 amino acids. Gene Ontology annotation, molecular function: palmitoyl-(protein) hydrolase activity. The transcript has 10 exons. The record is from RefSeq and is a predicted model, not a curated record. Gene Ontology annotation, biological process: receptor-mediated endocytosis; protein depalmitoylation.
UCACAUGACAGAUCCAAGAUGGCGUCGACCAGGCAGCCGGUGGCUUCGCUCCUGCUGCUGCUACUGGGCGGAUUUGGCUGGCUGAGUUCUGGAAGCUCCGCGGGGCCGGUGCCCCUCGUUAUCUGGCAUGGCAUGGGAGAUAGCUGCUGCAAUCCGGAGAGCAUGGGUUACAUUAAAAAAAUCGUGGAGCAAAAAGUCCCGGGAAUUUACGUUCAUUCUCUAAUGAUUGGAAGCAACAUACUUGAGGACAUGGAGAACAGCUUCUUCAUGAACGUGAACGGCCAAGUGAAGCUCGUGUGCGACAAGCUGGCUAAAGACCCCAAGCUACAAGGCGGCUACAACGCCAUGGGCUUCUCUCAGGGAGCGCAAUUCCUGAGAGCAGUGCUGCAGAGAUGUCCGUCUCCCACUAUGUUCAACCUGAUUUCCGUGGGCGGCCAGCACCAAGGCGUGUACGGAUUCCCACGCUGCCCUGGGGAGAGUUCUCGUAUCUGUGACUGGAUCCGAAAGAUGCUGGAUCUUGGGGCCUACGACAAGGUGGUCCAAGAGCGCCUGGUCCAAGCACAGUUCUGGCAUGACCCACUGAAUGAAGAUGAAUACCGGAAGAGCAGCCUCUUCUUGGCCGACAUCAAUCAGGAGCGAGGCGUCAACCAGUCUUACAAGAAAAACCUGAUGACUUUGAAGAAAUUCGUGAUGGUGAAGUUCCUCAAUGACACCAUGGUGGACCCUUCUGCCUCCGAGUGGUUUGGUUACUACCGGAGCGGGCAAGCCAAAGAGACCAUUCCCUUGAAAGAAACGUCAUUAUACACAGAGGAUCGUUUGGGACUGAAGGAAAUGGACCAAGCUGGGAAACUGGUGUUCUUGGGGACAGUUGGAGACCAUCUCCGCUUUUCCAAAGAGUGGUUCUACAAAAACAUCUUGCCGUUCCUGCAGUGACACCGACGCCGGGUUUUGUGCCUGCUUGCCUGGAGGAGGAAC